Molecule: messenger RNA, 1947 nt
Organism: Salvelinus namaycush (lake trout)
Lineage: Eukaryota; Metazoa; Chordata; Actinopteri; Salmoniformes; Salmonidae
Product: ubiquitin-conjugating enzyme E2 G1-like
Exons: 6
Coding region: 66-575 (169 amino acids)
Biological process (GO): proteasome-mediated ubiquitin-dependent protein catabolic process; protein polyubiquitination
Molecular function (GO): ubiquitin conjugating enzyme activity
Source: RefSeq, a predicted model, not a curated record
UUAUGACGCGUCCACUGUACUGGUCUAGUUGGCGAAACAUUUAUUUUUGUUGAAGCCCACAUACCAUGACUGAACAAUCAGCACUACUUCUUCGAAAGCAAUUGGCAGAACUCAACAAGAACCCAGUGGAGGGCUUUUCAGCUGGCCUAAUAGACGAUGACGAUAUAUACAAAUGGGAGGUUGUCAUCAUAGGGCCACAAGACACCCUUUUCGAAGGAGGUUUUUUUAAAGCAUACCUGACCUUUCCCUAUGAUUAUCCUCUACGGCCUCCCAAGUUGAAGUUCAUCACUGAAAUCUGGCAUCCUAAUGUGGCAAAGAAUGGCGAUGUAUGUAUCUCAAUUCUGCAUGAGCCAGGAGAGGACAAGUUUGGCUAUGAGAAGCCAGAGGAACGUUGGCUUCCUAUCCACACUGUAGAGACGAUUAUGAUCAGUGUAAUCUCCAUGCUGGCCGACCCAAACAGUGAAUCGCCUGCUAAUGUGGAUGCUGCGAAAGAGUGGAGGGAGGAUCCAAAUGGUGAAUUCAAGAGGAAGGUGGCUUGCUGUGUACGGAAAAGCCAGGAGAUGGCAUUUGACUAGAACCCAAACUCAAUGGCUAAAGGACAUGGGUUCAGAAGGAAAAUAGUCAGUUCAGCAAAAGGCUUUAGCACCCCUUCUUUUGCCAUUCAAGGGAUUUGGUUGGUCAGACACUUUUUCAUUUUUUUUCUGAGAAGUCGUUGUUUUUCGUAAGAGGAAUGAAUGUGAGAAACCUACCAGUGAAAAUUUCCCUCCAUUUCCUAACUGGAAUUCUAUAGAAUUCUAAAUGUAAUUGUAUUUAUUUUGGAAAAAUAUAGAUUAGAUUUAAAGUUUAAUAGUCACAUGUACAGGGUUGCAAUGAUGUAAGAUGUCACUACUGUAAAUUAACUUGCUUUUUUUAUCUGCUGCUGAACAGUUUUUCUACUCCGUAUCAGGUUUCUUAUGCAAUUUGUUUGUUGUGCUUGAAGAAUUUAAAACACGUGAAAGUUCUUCUCGUUAUUAGGUUCUCACCAAGUGUCCCAUCCUCACAAUCACCUUUACAUAAUGUCGGCCUGCCUGCAAAACCUUGUCAAACAUGUUUUUGUCGUUCCACAAUCAUUUGAUCCCUCUUGCCUAAUGCUAGUUCUACUCUCUCGUGGUGGUUUUUCUCUCCCUGGAGGGUUUGUGAGUGUGCUUGUUGACUGGGUCCUUUACCCAGAUAAUCACAAUGUCUGCUACCAAUCAUGUCACAGUCAAGUCUCUGAGGUCCUACUCACUCCGUUUUAAUGAAACUUUCUGAAGCAACCAAGAAGUUAUGUUAAGACUGAAGCUAUGAUUAUUCAGUGGAUAUACCGGUUUGCUGGGAUCUGAAUUUACCUCAAUUUAAAAGGAUUACACAUUUGUUUUCAGGUUUUAUGGAUGUUUUAUUUGUUCUUAGUCUAGUGUUACAUGGGAGCUGUAAGUGGCAUUGACAUAGAACUUGACCCUCUGAGGUUGUUUCUGGGUGAUGGGUGGCACAUUUGGCUUCUUGGUGCAUGUGUACAAUUAUUAUUUAUUCAGAUCUUGUACAAUUCACAAUUACCCCAAGAUUUAUAUUCUGAUAUGUGUAUUCAGAUGAUAUGAUUACAAACGCCUCAAACUCAGGCAGUCUAAUUUUUAGUUAUGGGUGCAGCCUCUUGCGGACAACAUGUUUUUCUUUGCUCUAAGGACUAACAAAAGUCUCAUGAUAAUAACUGCCAUAUACCAUCUGUUUACUCUUGGUGAACAAGAGUAGGCAUGCAAUUACACCAUUAGUUAAAACAGUUCACAAUAUGCAGAAGGCAUCUAGAGUUGUUUUGUCUUAUUAUAUGGGAUUUUGCUGUUGGAUUGUUGAUCAAAUCAAAUUUUGUCACAUGCGCCAAAUACAACAGGUGUAGACCUUAGAGUGAAAUGCUUACUUACAAACCCUUAACCAACA